Molecule: messenger RNA, 2259 nt
Organism: Phanerochaete carnosa HHB-10118-sp
Lineage: Eukaryota; Fungi; Basidiomycota; Agaricomycetes; Polyporales; Phanerochaetaceae
Exons: 11
Coding region: 1-2046 (681 amino acids)
Biological process (GO): SRP-dependent cotranslational protein targeting to membrane
Cellular component (GO): endoplasmic reticulum membrane; signal recognition particle receptor complex
Molecular function (GO): ATP hydrolysis activity; GTP binding; GTPase activity
Source: RefSeq, a predicted model, not a curated record
AUGCUCGACCAUUGCUCAAUAUCCCACAAGGGUGGUGUGAUCUUAUGGUCCCGCUCUUUCACACCUGCAGCAUCUCAGUCAGCGGCCAGCUCCGCUUCGCCAGUUAGCUCGCUCAUCCGUGACGCACUCAUUGAGGGACGUUCCGCGGAGUCGCAGUUUGAGAAAGAUGGCUAUGCACUUAAAUGGACCUUUGUAAAUGACCUUGAGCUCAUCUUUGUGGUCGCGUACCAGCGCAUACUGCAGCUUACUUACGUAGACGAUCUCCUAGCAGCUCUCAAGACUCUCUUCGUCAAGGUGUUCCAGCCAUUUCUUGCCACGUUUGUUGCGUCACUGCAUGCAGCUUCGUCGUCAACCACCCUACUCGGAGCCUCCGGCUCCGGCUCCGAGACCGCUUUCGCUUGGGAUUUUACCAGCACAUUUGAGAAGUGGGACACGGUUUUCGAUAACUUGCUCAAGACUUUUGAAACCAAGGCAGCACAGGAGCGGAAGUCUCGUCUGAAGCACAUCGAUCCGGCCGUGCAUACGCCGGUGGAGUCAACUCCUCCUUCUGACGACCAAAGCACUUUUCCUUCCCAGUCCAAUCCGACGACCGUUGACGAGGAGCAGAUCGCACGAAACGUUCAAGCACUCAAGAACCGACUCAAGCCCAAAGGUCCUGGUGGUGCAGCAGGGAGGAAGGGACGACGUGGUGUGGGAGGUGCGGGAAGUGGGCUGGAAAGUGUACCAGGAUCCGACUCUGAUACACCCUCGAAGGCGAAGAAAUCCAAGACCAAAGCGCGACGCAAAUGGGGCGAUGAGGCACCCUCGGAGUCGGACAUGGCCUCGCUGGAUUUCAGCUACAUUCAAGUGGACUCGCCAUCGACUAAACAGACGACAAUGAGUUUGUCUGCGCUGGUUGACCAAGCCAGUAUGGGUACUAGAACAAAUGAAGGAAUGUACGAGGUCAAAGAUUGGGACUUCGAUGUUCCACCGACAAGGAACGUGGCAGCGGCUACCGCGGUGGAGAAGCCGGGGACAUCACUCGGAGCCCUGGGCUCUCUGUUCUCUAGGAUCACGGGGUCGAAGACUUUAACUCAAGCCGAUCUUGCGCCUGUUUUAGAGGGCAUGAAGCAGCACCUCAUGAAGAAGAACGUGGCGAAGGAGAUUGCCGAGAAGGUCGUCGAGAGUGUUGGAGAAGACCUCAUCGGUCGGCGCAUCACUGGCUGGGGUGGCACCAAUACUGCGGUUCGGAACGCACUAAGCACUGCUCUCACCAGGAUCCUUACUCCGAAAACCUCCACCGAUCUCUUGCUCUCCAUCCGAACGAAGCUGUCUGAAAGUCAGUCCUCCAUGGUUGGUGGUCAGACGGGCAAGAAGGAACCAUAUAGCAUUGUCUUCGUCGGUGUUAACGGUGUUGGCAAGAGUACGAACCUGAGCAAAGUCUGCUUUUGGCUCGUGCAGAACGGAAUGCGAGUUCUGAUCGCUGCAUGCGACACCUUUCGGAGUGGCGCAGUCGAGCAAUUGCGGGUCCAUGUCCGUAACCUGAGUAUGCUUGGUGUAAACGGAGCUACGGAUAGCAAAGGCCGAGUCGAGCUCUAUGAAAAGGGCUAUGGCAAGGAUGCUGCUGGCAUUGCUAAGGAAUCUAUCUCGUAUGCAAAAGACCACGACUUUGACGUGGUUCUCAUCGACACUGCGGGUCGAAUGCAAGAUAACGAGCCUCUUAUGCGCGCACUCGCGAAGCUAGUCAGCACGAACAGUCCCGACAAAAUCAUCUUUGUUGGAGAAGCGCUUGUUGGUAACGAAGCCGUAGACCAGCUGACUAAAUUUGACCGCGCGUUGCGAGACUUUAGCGCUGCUUCUGGUUAUGGUGGUGGAAGUGCGAAGGAGCGAGGCAUCGACGGCAUGAUUGUCACCAAGUGGGACACAGUUGAUGACAAGGUUGGUGCUGCUCUGUCGAUGACCUACGUUACUGGUCAGCCGAUCAUUUUCGUCGGAUGCGGACAGACAUACACAGACUUGCGGCAACUCCGUGUCUCAAAUGUCGUCCAAGCGAUUUUGGACGACUAGCCCGCAUGCGAUCCGUAUACUCGACAAAAUUGUUUUGGGUAGAACAGGAUUGUGAGUAACUGUACAUGUUGUCUUAAGUAAUGAGUGUAUACCAAGUGGGAAUAGUGUACUUCGAUGGUUGUGGUUUCCGGCGGAUGUUAUACAUAGACCAUCUUAAUUGAUCAGACAGAAGCUGAUAUCUUGUUGGCGGAUGUGAUAUGAGUCUCGCAGGCC